UUAGAAAACAAAAAAAAGUUAAGAAAUGUGGUCUGGUUUUAGUGUCCCUGCAUCGACGUUAACAUCAAUUAGCUGUCCAAGAUCUCAGUCUACACUACUUUCACUCGAGCCACUCUCUGGAUAGAUCUAUCGAUCUGGGCCUCUACAAUAAUGCGCAAGAACUGAAAUUUAUCCAAAAAUGGCGGGGUUCGUAAAUACGGCGGCGUUUGAUUGGAAGGCCGGCCAGAUUCUAACGGUUGCGCUUUUAGUGAUGAUAGCUUCCUUCUACACCGGCACUCUCUUCGCCAACAAUUCCUCUUUCCUCCACGCACCGCAGAAGCAGCGCGACCUACAACCCGAACAGACCCCCUCCGCCGCCAAUGAUUCCGUAAUAUUUAGAAAUAGAGUUAAUCCUACUUAUCGAACCACACCAUUGAGGAUUCCAGAGACAGGGAUGAAUGUAUGCCCAUUGAGAUAUAAUGAAUACAUUCCGUGCCAUGACAUUUCUUACAUCAAGGAGCUGCUACCGAAGUUAGAUCUUUCCAAGAAAGAGGAGCUGGAGAGGCAUUGCCCUCCUGUCAAUAGACGGCUGUUCUGUUUGGUUCCUCCGCCAAUUGACUAUAAGAUACCAAUAAGGUGGCCUAUCAGUAGGGACUACGUUUGGCGAAGCAAUGUGAAUCAUACACAUCUUGCCGAGGUAAAGGGAGGGCAGAAUUGGGUUCAUCCAAAAGAUAAUCUUUGGUGGUUUCCAGGGGGAGGUACUCAUUUUAAGCACGGAGCUCCUGAGUACAUUGAGAGGUUAGGAAAUAUGACAACUAAUGAGACCGGUGACCUCCCCUCUGCUGGGGUAUUUCAAGUUCUAGACGUUGGUUGUGGAGUAGCAAGCUUCUCAGCCUACCUUCUCCCCCUUGAUAUCCAAACUAUGUCCUUUGCUCCGAAAGACGGACAUGAAAACCAAAUCCAAUUUGCUUUAGAAAGAGGAAUAAAUGCUAUGAUAUCAGCCCUAUCCACAAAGCAGCUACCAUAUCCCAGUAACUCAUUUGAGAUGGUUCAUUGUUCCCGAUGUCGUGUUGAUUGGCAUGAGAAUGAUGGCAUUCUGAUAAAAGAAGUGGAUCGUCUAUUGCGAACAAAUGGAUACUUUGUCUACUCAGCUCCUCCUGCAUACAGAAAAGACAAAGAUUUUCCAUUGAUUUGGGAUAAGUUGACGAAUCUCACUUCUGCAAUGUGCUGGAAGCUUGUUGCCCGACAGGUACAGACAGCAAUAUGGAUUAAGCCGGAAAGUAAUUCGUGCCUCCAGCAAAAUGCACAGCAGAGUCUUAUCAGCAUAUGUGAUUCUGCAGACAAUAUGAAACCAUCAUUUCAAACACCAUUAAGGAACUGUGUAGAAGAGCACCACUCACAGAAACUCCCUCCGAAGCCACAACGCCUCUCAGAGUAUUCCAAGACACUCGAUAACCUAGGUAUCAACCGAGAUAAGUUUUUAGCAGACACAAUUUACUGGCAAGAUCAAGUCCGUCACUACUGGAGAUUGAUGGGUGUCGAGGAGGCAGAAAUACGAAAUGUCAUGGAUAUGAAUGCUUUCCUUGGUGGGUUUUCAGUUGCCUUGAGCACGUGGCCCGUAUGGAUCAUGAACGUAGUUCCUGUCAGCAUGAACAACACAUUAUCCGCCAUAUACGACAGGGGCUUGAUAGGUGUCUUUCACGACUGGUGCGAGCCGUUCUCAACAUAUCCGCGUACAUAUGAUCUUUUGCAUGCCAACCGUCUUUUCUCCAACUACAGAAAUCGAGGAGAAGGUUGUUCGCUUGAGGACAUCAUGCUGGAAAUGGACCGUAUGUUGCGACCACAGGGGUUUAUUAUUAUCCGAGGUGAAGAUGAUACUGUCACGUCGAAGAUUGUUGAUCUUGCUCCCAAGUUUCUCUGGGAGACGAAGAUGCAAUUUCUUGAAGACGACCAUAAAAGAAUGGAACCGGUCUUAUUCUGCCGGAAGAAAUUCUGGGCAAUCCUAUGAAUGAUGAGAGAUAUAUGUACCUACACGCUAGUUUGUAUUAGACAUGCACACGGUUCAAAAACCGUCGGUUCCGGUUCGAAACUGGCAGUUCACGGUUCAAAAUUUCAUUGAACCUGAAUGGGCCCGCCAAGGUUCUAGGCGGUACCGGUUCCAGUUCAAAAAACCUACGGUUCAUGGGGUGGUUCAAAACCGAGACUACAAGUCACAACUUAUAAUGUUGGACUUGAGCCUUUGAGAGUGAAAGUGAAACACAAAAUAUUCAAGGAUGUCUCUAUAAAAGUGAAACAACCAAUAAUGAUUUCUAUUAAAA
Molecule: messenger RNA, 2297 nt
Organism: Salvia splendens (bonfire salvia)
Lineage: Eukaryota; Viridiplantae; Streptophyta; Magnoliopsida; Lamiales; Lamiaceae
Product: probable methyltransferase PMT7
Exons: 7
Coding region: 179-1987 (602 amino acids)
Cellular component (GO): trans-Golgi network; endosome; cytoplasm
Molecular function (GO): methyltransferase activity
Source: RefSeq, a predicted model, not a curated record